AUGGUGGAGGGAGCCCAUUUUCCUGCAGGUUUGCGUGUACUUGCCGUUGACGACGACCGAGCCUGUCUCACAGUGUUGGAGAAUCUGCUUCGAAAAUGCCAGUACCAUGUUACUACGACUACUCAAGCAGUCCAGGCGCUAGAAAUGCUGAGGAAAAACAGAAAUAAGUUUGACCUUGUUAUCAGUGAUGUGAAUAUGCCAGAAAUGGAUGGGUUUAAGCUGCUUCAGCAUGUUGAACAUGAGACGGACCUACCCUUUAUCAUGUUGUCAGGAUACGGUGAUAAAGAGCGGGUGAUGAAAGGUGUUGAAUAUGGCGCUUGUGACUUUUUAACUAAACCGGUUCGAAUUCAAGAGUUACAGAACAUAUGGCAACAUGUAGUGCGAAGGAAGAUUGAUAGCAAGGAUAAGAAUAAGACUGAAAAUGAUCAAAUAAACUGCAGUUUGGCUGGUAAGUUUGCAACUGAAGAGAAAGGAUGCACCAUUGCUGGGGAAUGUAGCAAAGCCUUGGCAACAAAAACUAAUGCUAACCAGAAUAUAAAAGUGGAUCAAAAAAGGAAAGAACGCUGUGAGGCUGAGGAAGGAGAAGAAGAUGACAAAGAGAACGAUGAACCCUCAAAUCAGAAGAAACCUCGUUUAGUUUGGGAUGCCGAGUUGCAUAGCAAAUUUCUUUCUGCCAUUGAUCAGCUGGGAAUUGACAAGGCUUUCCCCAAGAAAAUACUUGACUUGAUGAAUAUUGAAGGACUUUCAAGAGAAAACGUAGCAAGCCAUCUCCAGAAAUUCAGACUCGGUCUCAAAAAGCCUAAUCAACGUGCUAGCAUGGUUCCUACGUUGUUGGGUACUAGUGAUCCUUACCACCGAAUGGGUUCACUAGAUUGCUUUCGCACUUCAUCUGGACCAGGAACAAUGUUAAGCAACACAGUACCAUCGUAUAGAUAUGGUCCUGGUGGUUUGUACGCGACAGGAAUGAACUCAUCUCCACUUGUUCAGGCUGCUCAGUCUCGAAACAUUAAUAGCAGUUCCAUAAAAACACAUGGAAACAUGCACACGUCCAUAUUUUCUGGAAAUCAAAGCUCAAGCUUAUUGCAGGGCAUUCCAACCCCAAUCGAGGCUAAUCAAUUCCAGCAGAACAACAGUAUAGCUUGUUUUAGGAGGUUGAAUCUACUUGAUGAUUCGAUUGGAUUUAAAGAUUCCUCUAGUUUCUGGGGCAAUAGAGUCACUGUUAGGAAUGCAGCAAAUAAUUCUCUACCUAGUCUCUCCAAUAAUCAUCUACAUUUUCAAGCAAUUUCCACACUAGCACAUCAUUCGGAAGCAUUCAGAAAUCACUCUUCUUUUGGAGCUGCUGCUGUUAACACACAAUCUUUUGAUCCUAAUUCCUGUGGUUCGUCUAAAAUGAUGGAUGAUUAUAAUAAUAAAAGCUGGCAGGGAGCAGCUCAGAUAUCUAACUUUCCUUCCAAUACUUCAGCAGUCGGUAAGGUUUUCAACAACGAUCAACUGCUUCAGCAUAACUUAAAAUUUUCCUCAUCCACUUUUAGCAGUAGGAACAGUCCAGUUGGAUUUUCUUCCGCUGUUCCUUCGGAGGAUGAUGUCCUAGGCGAGGUGCUACGCGAAGAAGGCUUACUUGGGAAUGUCUUACUAGCUUCAAGCUACAAGGGAGGAUACAGCAAACAUACAAGUCAAACCUUCAAUUCCAUGAAUGCUGUCAUUUCUCCUAACGGAGGCACAAGUUCCUUGGGAAAUAGUUUUGACCAAAAUAAUGCAGUUGACAACAAGAGAAUUGAUGCAUCUUUGGUUGGCCAAAUGAAUGGGGUUAAUCCAUCAAUCACACAAUGUGGUGAAGGUGAGAAUUUCUAUUCAAUGAAAUCAAAUGAUGCCUACGUUUUGCAGAGCAUGAAGUCUGGUGAAGGACUCGUGCAGAAUACUUUUGACUCCUUGGAUGACAUAAUGAAUGAAAUAGACAAACAGGCUGACGUGUUUCAAAAUUUUCAUUAUGAACAAAUAUGUUCGGAUAGUUCUGUGAGUAGCAAUGGUAUCAACGAAUAA
This is a messenger RNA of Sphenostylis stenocarpa, 2040 nucleotides long. The record is from the annotation of a GenBank genome assembly. Lineage: Eukaryota; Viridiplantae; Streptophyta; Magnoliopsida; Fabales; Fabaceae.